GUUGGACCCGCCCCCGGCCCACAAGGCCCUGCAGGGAGCGGGCCCGGGCGCUGCGCGAUCCAAGUCGGGUCGCCGUCCAGCCUGCAGCAUGAGCGCCCCCAACGCGACCCCCAUCUUCGCGCCCGGCGAGAACUGCAGCCCCGCGUGGGGGGCGGCGCCCGCGGCCUACGACGCGGCGGACACGCACCUGCGCAUCCUGGGCAAGCCGGUGAUGGAGCGCUGGGAGACCCCCUAUAUGCACUCGCUGGCCGCCGCCGCCGCCUCCAAAGGGGGCCGGGUCCUGGAGGUGGGCUUUGGCAUGGCCAUCGCAGCGUCGAAGGUGCAGGAGGCGCCCAUUGAUGAGCACUGGAUCAUCGAGUGUAAUGACGGCGUCUUCCAGCGGCUCCAGGACUGGGCCCUGCGGCAGACACACAAGGUCGUCCCCUUGAAAGGCCUGUGGGAGGAUGUGGCGCCCACCCUGCCUGACGGUCACUUUGAUGGGAUCCUGUACGACACGUACCCACUCUCGGAGGAGACCUGGCACACACACCAGUUCGACUUCAUCAAGAACCACGCCUUUCGCCUGCUGAAGCCGGGGGGUGUCCUCACCUACUGCAACCUCACCUCCUGGGGGGAGCUGAUGAAGUCCAAGUACUCAGACAUCACCACCAUGUUUGAGGAGACACAGGUGCCUGCGCUGCUGGAGGCCGGCUUCCGGAGGGAGGACAUCCGUACCGAGGUGAUGGCGCUGGUCCCACCGGCCGACUGCCGCUACUACGCCUUCCCGCAGAUGAUCACGCCCCUGGUCACCAAGGGAUGAGCCACCACCCCGGCCCGGCCACAGCCGUGCCUUCCUCCGUGCCUUCCUGGCUGGGAGCCUAGGCUCUCCCGCCAGCCCCGGGCUGAUCCCGGCUGUGUGUCACCAGCAGCUUUCCCAGCUUCUCCGUGAGGGGUCACUGCGGCCCGUUGCCGGGUCUCAGAGGUGAAGUAAACACCAGCGCUGGCUUGGCUGGUCCACAGUGAGUGU
Piliocolobus tephrosceles (Ugandan red Colobus) is the source of this 1006-nucleotide messenger RNA. It is a transcript of the gene GAMT, whose product is annotated as guanidinoacetate N-methyltransferase. Gene Ontology annotation, cellular component: nucleus; cytoplasm. The transcript has 6 exons. Gene Ontology annotation, molecular function: guanidinoacetate N-methyltransferase activity. Gene Ontology annotation, biological process: creatine biosynthetic process. The record is from RefSeq and is a predicted model, not a curated record. NCBI's taxonomy places the organism in Eukaryota, Metazoa, Chordata, Mammalia, Primates, Cercopithecidae. The coding region runs from base 89 to 799 and encodes 236 amino acids.